This is a messenger RNA of Leptopilina heterotoma, 1905 nucleotides long. RefSeq names its product basic helix-loop-helix neural transcription factor TAP (gene tap). Lineage: Eukaryota; Metazoa; Arthropoda; Insecta; Hymenoptera; Figitidae. The record is from RefSeq and is a predicted model, not a curated record. Bases 258 to 980 code for a protein of 240 amino acids. Gene Ontology annotation, molecular function: protein dimerization activity. The transcript has 3 exons.
CCCUUGGCACCGGUACAGUUUGAAAUUCUACCCCGCGAGGUUCGGUAGUGUUUUCGAUUUCACCAUUAUUACUGUGUUUUUAUAUAUCGUACACUCGAAAAUAUGCCGUUAAGCCUGGCAAACUAAAAAAAAAGUUAUUAAAAAAUAUAUUUGCAAUAGAACUACCAGUGAACAAGUGCAUUAUAUUUUACCAUCUUAAUUGUGAAAAUAAGUGUUGUAGAAAACGCAUCUCAAGGAGAAUCGAAACCAAAAAAAAAAUGUCGUCCGAAUAUUCAUACUGCAGUGAAGGAGGUUUUGACGAAUUAUCCAGUUCCUCUGAUUCUGGAUUUGACGUCAGUUACGAAUCUCCUAAACAUGAAAUUGCCGCCGAUUUAUUUACACCACUCAAGGAGGAAAGGAGAAAGAAGACACGGAAUACUCGUUGCAAGAGUCCAACACAGGUGCUCAAGUUGAAAAGAAAUCGACGAAUAAAGGCGAAUGAUCGCGAACGGCACCGGAUGCACACCUUGAACGACGCUUUGGAGAAACUAAGAAUGACCCUACCAACAUUUCCGGAAGACACAAAAUUAACCAAGAUCGAGACACUGCGCUUCGCACACAACUACAUUUGGGCACUCUCACAAACUUUGGGCAAUUCAGAUAGUGGAGAAAUUACAGUUAAUGUGGGCAAUGUGACUGUGAGUAUCAGUGACACUGGAAAUAUGAUAACAUCAUCGACUGGCAGUUGUGCCGUCGCUGCGCAAAAAAGACUUGGACCUGCACACACAUCAUUUCCCUAUCCACAAGAAAGGUUCAUGCCCGAAUGGCAGGAAUACGAUUGUUACAGUGAUCAAAGUGUCAGUCCACCGAUUCAAUAUCAAGCAUGUUAUGACCAAAGAAUGUACACUCCACAAAUACCUCCAACUCAACAUCAUCAUAAUCUCAAUCAUCAUCUUCAUCACCAUCAUAUGCCACAUCAAGGAAUGUAUCAAUGUCUCUAGAAGUAUUUUUUCCUCUAAUAUUUAUUUAUUUAUUUAUUGUCCCUGCGUUGCAAUCAAGAGGCGAAGUUAUUUUUAACAAAUUAGAAAACACUUUGAUUGAUUUUUGUUCAACCAAACUAUUUUCUAAAUAUGCAUUAUUUCAACAUCAAUUUUCAACGUACAUGCACAGAGAAAACUACAUAAAUUCAAAACAUUCAAAUAUCAAACCAUCCUUUAUUCCUCUUUAUUUAUUGAAAUAAUUUGAAGUCUUGAUAUUUAAAAAAAUUAUACAAAAUUGAAAACAAAAAUGAAAAUAAAGUAAAAGAAAAGUAAAAAAAUUAAAAAAAGUAAAAAUAAAGAAGAAAUAAAUCAAAGAUAAAGAAAAAAUUGAGUGAACAAAGAAAAAAAACCCUUUCUCAGUGUUGGUACUUUUAAAAUAGAUGUUGAAUGAUUGAGUGUAAUACUUAAAUAUAAAGUGAUUAGAAAUUGAAGGUGCAGAAUCGAGGAGGAGUAUAUAAAUGCAUAAAAGCCUUAAAGUUCAAAUGUCAAAUAAGUAUUUUCUAAUAGGAAUGUAUAAAGUUUUAUAUAUGUAAGCAAGAUAUAUAUUUUUUACAUAAACAUUUGUAAAAUGAUUAAGUGAAAGGAUCAAUUUUUUUAGUCUAAGAAAAUAAUAUUUUAGAUAAAACUAUAUAAAUUAUAAAUAAAAGUCAAAUAAUUUUUAAAAUUUUAUCCAAAAAAUAGAUAAUUUUUCGAAGAAAACAAGUUAUGCUGCACUGUACAUCGUAUCUUUAUAUGCAAUAUUAUACAAAAAGCGAAAGAAAAGACUAAUGUACAUUUUUUCAAUUUUAAAAAAAAGAGUGUAGGAAAAGCGCCUUUAAAAACUCUAAAUUCAAAUUAGUAAAAAUCGUAAUUAAUUUUUAUUGUGACUAGUUUUUUUUGGUGGAAA